AUGUCAUCGAACAAUGCUGGUUCUCGACUUUAUGGUGAUGAAGACCCCUUUCCUAUUGUGAAUUCAGAUGAAGAAGAGUCAACUAUGGUAGUUGCUGGAACCAAGAAAAAAAUGAAGAGGCUCAUGAAGAUCUCUGAGAGGGAGAAGAAAAAGAAGGCAGAUGUGCUCUUCUUGAAGUCAACGGCGCAAGAAGAGAAUACCAUGCCUCCUGAAAUGGAGAAAACUAGUGCCCCCCUCACAGCCGAAAGGGCCGCCACUCCCCAAAUAGAAGUAAACCCAAGCACCAAUGUACCUAUUGUGGACAAAGGGAAGGGCCCGCUCGAGGAGGAAGCAACCAUUAUGCCAUCCAAGGGAGGACCAACUGUGGCAUUUCAUACUUUUGGCGAUCCUCCGACCAUUAAAUGCCCCUUGUUGAAAGAGUUUGUUGCGCAACUAACAGCGACCGACAGCGUGAGGCUUGUAAGUGGCAUGGCGGCAGCUAUCGAGGAGGUCAAUCUGGCGGCCACAGAGUACAGUGCUCACAGAGUAGCUGUUGCAGGCUUAAGAGGCUUAGCAGAGAUAGACCCAUCAAGGCCAAAUGUGAAGCUGCCUUUAUGGGAAGCUCUGUGCGACGCCCUCGUUAAGAUGGGUUCUCCUGAAGAUAUGGCCGUGUUCCCCGGUGAUCCCGCCGUAGUCUUGUCCAAGGGUCCAAGAGAUGAGGAGCCGAUUCCUGAGGUGUCGGAUGAGUAUAUCGGCAUCGAGCUUGAGGAAGAAGAUGAUGAGGCUUCGGGGAAAGACGUGUCUGACGCUGGCAACUCUGGGCAGAAGAACACCGGAGAGGUAUCUCUGAGUCAUCCCAAGGAUGGUUCUGCUGGGCAAGAUGCUGAUAGUUGGUCAGUCCAUCGGAUUCAUCUCAUGAUUUUGUCAGAGGAACAAUCCAGGGAAUAUCCUCUAUACUCGAUGAUUAGCGAGAUUAUGAGAAGUCACGCAGAUGUCCAUAGUAUCGAGACAGUACUGAACUUAGAAGCGGACCUUCUCGAUGCUAUGCGGGUGCGCAAUGUGAAAGUCAACCAGCAUCUGAUUAAGGAAAUAAAAGAACUCCGCGCAGAAAUUCAACGACGAGAUUGUCAGAAAGAUAAAGAUUUCAGUGAUUCUCUAACUUUUGAGACAGACAUUCAUGAUGAGCUGGUUGCUCUGGAAAAAGAAAAUGCCCGGUUGAAACAGGGCAAACAGAUUACCGUGUUGCCAUGGUUUCUCGAGAAGCAUAAGGUCCUUGCUCGAGUGCAGCACAUGAUUUCAAUAAGAAUGCGUCGAUUUAUUUUGGCCAUGGACAUGUUGAAGGAAAGAACUUGUGAAGCUAAGCUUCUGAUGAAAUACAUAAGCAAGCUUCAGAACUUACUGCUGGACCAUAGCGUCGACUUCCUACCCUUCGAGAAGCUCGAGGAGCUGACAGAUCCAAGAACCAGGAGCUCUUGA
Molecule: messenger RNA, 1455 nt
Organism: Oldenlandia corymbosa var. corymbosa
Lineage: Eukaryota; Viridiplantae; Streptophyta; Magnoliopsida; Gentianales; Rubiaceae
Source: the annotation of a GenBank genome assembly